CUACAGGUUUUAGGCUAUUUUACUAUGCUAAACAAACAAACUGUAAAGCAUAGAAAAGCAAAAAGCUCAGAAAAAACGCUUUGUCUACAACAUAAUCAGUUAUUAAUAUUUCGUUGGUUCUCAAGUUUUUGCAUGUGUUCAUAUUUAUUUGUAUGACAGCCUGGCCAAAAAUUAUGCCCGCACAAUUUGGCUUGGUUCAUUGCGUUAUCAUAAAUGAAAGAAUUGACUAAAAGCACAGCUACGCAAUAUGCUUACAAAAUCUUUAACACAAUUUCAAUAAUUUGAAUAAAGUGCGAAGAUGUCAAUUUUCCUAGUCCGGACAUCACUUCUGUCCACAAAGCUACUGUGUAUCUGAACACGUUUGUUUGGUAGUCAAACAUGUCACUAAAACGCAAACGUAUAUUCUUCUCUCGUUUGUUUUGGUAUAAAUUGCCUCUACACUGUAUCACAACAAACUAACCUACCCUCGAUGACGUAAGAGAUGACAAAUCUCAAGUUUGGCAAUUGCACUAGGACACAGCUGCCGCGUGGGACCGAAGCACAUAUGCGCGCGCUCGUCUGCAUCAUUUAUUAGCGCAUGCAUCGCUCCAUCUUAUUUCAAUGGGCUGCGGUGGGAGUCGAGCAGACGCUAUUGAACCCCGAUAUCAUGAGAGCUGGACCAGAGAAACCGAAUCGACGUGGCUUACCAAUACUGAUGCUGAAAUCCCCAACGGCGUGACUUAUAAGACCCGCGUCGUUCGUGGAGAAUGUAGCCAUCUUAUUAAAGACAAUGCAAAAGUAUCAGGUAGAGGUACAGAGGCCAGGGCUUUUGGAGACAGAGGCAGGCGAAUGGUUAACACGGGAACUCAAUGUGGGAAGCAGGUUUUGACUUCCAGCACCUGCACAAACCAUCAAAGAACAUCCUGUGGCCAUGAGGUCACCAGCAUAAAAAACUACCAGCUAUUUAUGAAACAUUAUAGUCUCAGAUGUAUAAUUCUUCAAACUUCAGGGUUUUGCCAAUGUACAGACAAAGCAGAUCAAGAGAUUGUGAAGGAACAGCUGUGUCAAUGUUUGAAUAACAUUAAAUCUGUUUUCCAUUUAAUAUGAUGACAGCUUGUUUGUGUUUUACAGCAGAUGAGUGACUCAAACCUGACAACACGCAAGGAGGGGACUGCUCAUUCUGAGGGGGUUUCAUCUAACACUGCGUCUCACCUAGGGGAGCCAAUGGGGAAAAAAUAAUCUUCGCCUGAUGUGGAGGAUACGCUCUGAAACCCAGAGGAGCUCAGCAAUGAGGAUUACAGGCUGUAUAAGAAAUCAUAAUCUGUAGAGAGAAAUAGAGCUUCACAAGAGAUGACAUCUCAUUAAUGCUCGCUUAUAGAAAUAUUACACUUUACUGAAGUUUUGUUGGGUAAAAUGGGUUAACAAGGUGCAUCUGAUAAUUAGCAUGUCAAAUAUAGAUUUUAGUCAACUGUAGCACUCUGAUCCUCACAGGAGUUGCCGAGCAAAGCAUAUGUUCGUAAUGUUGCGUAUACAUAUUGCAAUUUUAAUGCUAAUGACGCUGAUUUUAAGAGAACAGGCUACUAUAUGCUUUAUGUCAUGCUUAAAUAAGUGUAAAAAAUCAGUUGGUUAAAGGGUUAGUUCGCCCAAAAAUGAAAAUAAUGUCAUUUAUUACUCACCCUCAUGCCGUUCCACACCCGUAAGACCUUCGUUAAUCUUCGGAACACAAAUUAAGAUAUUUUUGUUGAAAUCCGAUGGCUCAGUGAGGCCUGCAUAGCCAGCAAUGACAUUUCCUCUCUCAAGAUCCAUUAAUGUACUAAAAACAUAUUUAAAUCAGUUCAUGUGAGUACAGUGGUUCAAUAUUAAUAUUAUAAAGCGACGAGAAUAUUUUUGGUGCGCCAAAAAAACAAAAUAACGACUUAUAUAGUGAUGGCCGAUUUCAAAACACUGCUUCAGGAAGCUUCGGAGCGUUAUGAAUAAGCGUGUCGAAUCAUGAUUCGGAUCGGGUGUCAAACCGCCAAACUGCUGAAAUCACGUGACUUUGGCGCUCUGAACCGCUGAUCCAUAACGCUCCGAAGCUUCCUGAAGCAAUGUUUUGAAAUCGGCCAUCACUAUAUAAGUCGUUAUUUUGUUUUUUUGGCGCACCAAAAAUAUUCUCGUUGCUUUAUAAUAUUAAUAUUGAACCACUGUACUCACAUGAACUGAUUUAAAUAUGUUUUUAGUACAUUAAUGGAUCUUGAGAGAGGAAAUGUCAUUGCUGGCUAUGGAGGCCUCACUGAGCCAUCGGAUUUCAACAAAAAUAUCUUAAUUUGUGUUCCGAAGAUUAAUGAAGGUCUUACGGGUUUGGAACGGCAUGAGGGUGAGUAAUAAAUGACAUUAUUUUUAUUUUUGGGUGAACUAACCCUUUAAUAUUAUGAACCUCUUUCUGAAUCUUGUCAUAAUUUUAUUCUGUUCUUGUAAAUAUACAUUUACUGGAAAUUACACAGUAUUUGUUUAUUUUAUAUUUACUAGUAAUUCAGUAAUUCAGCAGUUUAUUUUUUAUUUUAGAAAUAAAGUUGCAUUUUUUGCCUUUGACGUCGAGAAUAACAGACCCACUUAAGUUACAGGCAUUUUAUACGGCCAGCUAUAAAUGCUGUAAAAUAACCACUAGAUGGAGCUGUUUAUUUUAUAUGAACAGACUAUUGCUGUGUUUUGGACAUUCAGUGUAACGUUAAAAUGAAAUAUAAGCUUUUUAAAACGUCAGACACUGUACAUGGUUUUACAGAUCUUAAUGCUGCAUCACCAAACUGAUGAUAAACAUUGAUGUUAGACAAUCUAAAAUAAGAAAGAUAAGGGAGUUGUUUAAAAAUUGUUAACUCGUAGCCUACCUUAACUAUGUACGUUAAUGUCAAGUACAAAGAGCACUGUUGUUAAAUCUACCCCACUAAUUGGCUGAGUCGUAAUAGGGUUUUGUGCAUGAAGGUGAAUUUAAUUACCAUAUUAAAUAAAAUAAUAUCAUUAUACCAUUCAUUAUCACCUCAUUUCACUUUAAACAAUUGAAAUUCAACAGGUAAACAUAGGAAACUUUUUUAAAAUUCAGAACAAUUAAAAUAACAAGUAUAGAAUUGCACGAAACAUAAUGUACUCGAAAACAUAUCUAAUACACUGUGUUACAUUCAUCACCCUCGCACUCCAGGGACAGAGGCUGAAAAGUAUGUACAGAAAUCUGCUGCAUGAAAUUUGAUGUAAAUUUAAUACUGAUUUUGUGGAAAAUUUGAAUUACGUUGGGAAGUGUUUACAAUCACACCUGUCUGGUUAGACAUGAUGUGACUAGUUUUUUGACAUGUAGAUGAAAAGCUUGUGUGGAUGUAAUAUGUCAAAUUAAACAAGAGAACCUGCUGUUUCAGAUGA
Ctenopharyngodon idella (grass carp) is the source of this 3366-nucleotide messenger RNA. Its product is annotated as brain and acute leukemia cytoplasmic protein. The transcript has 2 exons. The coding region runs from base 601 to 1086 and encodes 161 amino acids. The record is from RefSeq and is a predicted model, not a curated record. NCBI's taxonomy places the organism in Eukaryota, Metazoa, Chordata, Actinopteri, Cypriniformes, Xenocyprididae. Gene Ontology annotation, cellular component: cytoplasm.